AUGCAGCCUCAAAGGCACUUGUGGCAGAAAAAGAAAGGAUCCACCAGCUCAGGCCCCUCAACCAAGCCAUCUCAGCUCACUAUGACCUUGUUCCCCACCAAGUUUGAAAAUGGGAAGAUUGAGUACAAGAUAAGGUACAAGGGGAGAUCAAGACCAUUCUCUAGAGCCAAAGCCUUGGUGACUUCAGAACAAUCCAGGGAUCCAACCAAGCUAAAGGAGCUUCUGUCUCAAGUCCUCACUAUCACCCUUGAUGGUGGGACUAGCUCAACCAAUGCCUAA
Molecule: messenger RNA, 279 nt
Organism: Microthlaspi erraticum
Lineage: Eukaryota; Viridiplantae; Streptophyta; Magnoliopsida; Brassicales; Brassicaceae
Source: the annotation of a GenBank genome assembly